AUGCUGGAAUCAGAUGACUUAUUAGCCAGAGAAAAUGAAUUCAAAAAACUUAAUAAACAACUGGAAAAGAAAACAGAAAUACUAAUGAAAGAAAUCGAACAAGUUAUGCAAAGACAGGACAUAUUUUCAGAGUUUGCAGGUCCCUUAUCAAGUCCUAUAAACCACCAUAGUAAAAGGCACUAUUGUGAUACGCCAAGCAUUAAAUCAUCAGCCAAAAUCUGUGGAACAACAAAAACUACAGAAAAUGGGACACCCAAAAAAAUCAACAGUAAAAAGAUUGAUAUUAGAAACGUUGAUAAUACAGAUAUAGAAAUAAAAAAAUGUGUAACAAAAUAUGUUUGUGAAUGGUGCAAUUUAAGUACUAAGAAGAAUAAUGAUUUGGAAUUUUUGUAUGCUUUUGUCUCAGUUAAUGUUAAGGAUAAUGUUUUGCCACAGUCAUUUUUAAAGGGUGGUGUGAAUAUUGAAAAUGUAUGCAAGUUUCUAUCAGCCAAAUUGAAAUUAAUGCAAGAACAGAUUGACAAAUUGCAAGCAAAUAUAGAUAAAAUGGGUAAACAAUGUGAGAGCCACAUGACCCAACUGGCUGGAUUGGAGAGUGAAAGACUGACUUUGGUGAAUAAAGCGAAUAAUUUAAGAUCGGAAAAUGCUGAUCUCAAAGCAAAGUAUGCUGCCUCCAAUAAUAGAAUUAAUGAAAAGGACCGCCUGUACAAGGAACAGCGAAGUCUAGCGGACAAACUGACGAACGAGGCUAAAAGCUUGCGAUAUAAGAACGCGAAUGUCGAAGCGCGUUGUGCUGCUCACGAAGAAACGAUUGCGACGCUCAAACAACAACUCGAAGCCUCCAAAAUGGCUGAAAAAGAAUUCCGCGACGCGACACGCAACCUCUCUGCGUCGCAUCAGAAUGCAAUCUGCCGUUUGGAAGCGAAAGUGAAAUGCCUGACUACCCGCAUUGACAAGCAAAUGGCUCUCAUAGACAAUCUGAAGAAGCAGAACGCGUUGCUUGCCACGGAGGGCGCUUUGAAGGCGUUGGAGAGAGAUUAUUAUGAUUUCUUAAAUUCUGAUUUGUAG
Molecule: messenger RNA, 1065 nt
Organism: Pieris macdunnoughi
Lineage: Eukaryota; Metazoa; Arthropoda; Insecta; Lepidoptera; Pieridae
Source: the annotation of a GenBank genome assembly